AUGGUGCCCCAUCGUCUUGCCGAGGCGGGGACGACUGAAGCGGCAGCCAAGACUCAGGACAUGUCGGCCCUGGUGUGGGACAACCAAGGUCCUUCGCAGCAGCAUUACACCUACCAACAAGAACAACCACAGUCGCAGCCACAAUCGCUUGACAGCUACGAAACCGUAUCCGGCCAGUCGGCAGUAGCCGUCUGCCGUAUGCCCGGUCAAGAAGAGGUUCAGAGCUUGCCUCUAGUUUCUGACGUGCACCGAGCACUGACAGACCCACUGGUCAACGACCUCGACCGCAACUCGCGAUAUUACCUGUACCAUUUCGCAACGCAGCUAUGCGAGGUCAUGGUGCUGUACGACGUGCCCGGCCAGAAUCCUAUCCGUGAUCUCAUUCCGGCGACAGCUGCCUACCCGCUGCUCUUGCAUAUCAUUGUCGCCAACUCGGCCUUUCAUGUCUUCAACAUCACCCGUAACCCCAUGGGGCAGUCAUCUUACCAGGGUCAUCUGAGUCCGACCGUCCAAGCCUACUACCAAGCCGUAAGCCGCUUUGGGGGGCCGCUGAAGUCCUCGUACAGAGAUGCCUUGGUGGCAAAACAGCACGCGCUAUCGUUGCUCGCAAAGAGCGUGGCUUCGGUGAAUGCUGCCAAUAUUGACCUGAUCUUGAUGACGAUUCUGUUGUUUGUCAAUUAUGCGCUCGUGGAAUCCGGACGCGACAAAUGGAAGGUCCACAUGGACGGGGCUCUCAAGCUCAUUAAACUUCUCGGCGAGCCGCCAUUUCUCCAGCGUCCGAUGAGUAAACUCAGGCAGACAGUACUCUCGGACUUGCUGGUGUUUUACAUUCUCGGGUCGACCUUCAGCUUCACCACACUCCCUGCUCUGAUUCCAGACACGAUUGAGCUAGAUCCGAUUCUGCGUUACGCCGAGACGAAUAAUUACCUCUCGUGUCCUGGACCGCUGCUUCGAAUCAUGCUCGAGUCUUUUGCGCUGCCCGACACUCAAGCGUCUCCUUCGGAUGCUAGCACUCCCAUUGACAUUGAGAGCCAAGUGGGCGCCUUGCUCCAGCGUGCUCUAGACUUUGACCCGAUUGCAUGGUCACACGCGUUCGAGCGUGCAUCCCCCUUCGAGGACAUUCAACAACGCAUCCGUAUCGCAUCGGCACAUCGCUCAGCAGUAUGCAUCUACCUCGCACGCGUACUACCCUCUACGAACCCUCUUCUUGAUCCAGCCAGUGGCAGCGCACUCGUCAGUCUCACAGCUCUGGCUGACGAUGUCGUCCAUCAUAUCUCCCACCUCGAACCCAGCGAUCCGCUGUUCAAGUCGAUUUGUUGGCCGCUGUUUUUGGCCGGCGCAGAAUCAGAAGACCCUACCCAGCGCGAGUGGAUCAUGAACACACUCGACAAGCUGUACAGUCUCAUGUUCUGGGGUUACCUGCAUACAUCAAAGCGCGUGCUAGAAGCAAUCUGGAAGCUCAAAGACGAAGCUGAGCCAGGUGGAGGCAACUGUUGGGUGGAGGAGCUCAAAGACUUGGGUCACGACAUCUUAAUCGCUUAA
Messenger RNA from Exserohilum turcica Et28A, 1542 nucleotides. RefSeq lists its product as uncharacterized. The record is from RefSeq and is a predicted model, not a curated record. Gene Ontology annotation, molecular function: DNA-binding transcription factor activity; transcription cis-regulatory region binding. Gene Ontology annotation, biological process: positive regulation of transcription by RNA polymerase II. Lineage: Eukaryota; Fungi; Ascomycota; Dothideomycetes; Pleosporales; Pleosporaceae. The transcript has a single exon. Gene Ontology annotation, cellular component: nucleus. Bases 1 to 1542 code for a protein of 513 amino acids.